Loa loa (African eye worm) is the source of this 1329-nucleotide messenger RNA. RefSeq lists its product as hypothetical. The transcript has 10 exons. Gene Ontology annotation, molecular function: tRNA methyltransferase activity. The coding region runs from base 9 to 1064 and encodes 351 amino acids. Gene Ontology annotation, cellular component: cytoplasm. The record is from RefSeq and is a predicted model, not a curated record. Lineage: Eukaryota; Metazoa; Nematoda; Chromadorea; Rhabditida; Onchocercidae. Gene Ontology annotation, biological process: cytoplasmic translation; tRNA methylation.
GUUGUAGGAUGGGAAAAACAUCCAAAGACAAGCGAGAUAUAUAUUAUCGGUUGGCGAAGGAAGAAGGGUGGCGAGCCCGCAGUGCGUUUAAGUUAAUGCAAAUCGACGAUGAAUUUAAUAUUUUUGAAAAUGUUCAUCGUGUUGUUGAUUUAUGUGCUGCACCUGGUAGCUGGAGUCAAGUUUUAUCAAAAAAAGUGUAUUUCGCGGAGGACGAAGGAAGGCGGAAGGAUAUACGUAUAGUCGCUGUCGAUUUGCAACCGAUGUCACCACUUCCUGGUGUAAUCCAACUUCAAGGUGAUAUAACUGAGACUUCUACGGCCGAAAAAAUUAUCUCUUACUUCGAAGGAUUGAAGGCUGAUUUGGUUGUUUGCGAUGGCGCUCCCGAUGUAACCGGGCUACACGCACUAGACGAAUACAUGCAAAGUCAACUUGUUUUGGCAGCGUUGAAUAUUGCAACGUUUGUGUUAAAAGAAACAGGGACCUUUGUUGCUAAGGUAUUUCGUGCACGUGACAUUACACUGUUAUAUGCUCAACUGAAAAUUUUUUUUAAAGAGGUCUAUUGUGCUAAGCCACGGAGUAGCCGACAAAGUAGUUGUGAAGCAUUUGUUGUUUGUAAAGAAUUCAACUUACCAAAAGGAUAUACACCAACAAUGAAAAAUCCAAUGUUAUGUCCAGACUAUGAUGCGGAAGUGAACAGUUUAUUGGGAUCCAACCGCCUUUUGGUGCCCUUCCUUGCCUGCGGCGAUUUGUCCGGUUGGGAUUCCGACCGGACAUACGAGCUGGAAUUACCGAAUUUUUCGGGUGAAGCAGAGCGGAGAAGAUACGAAUAUAAGCCAGUUGUGCAACCUCCUACGGAACCUGCCUACAAAAAAGCAUGUGCCUUGAAAAAAUCUGGUAAACUUGCUAGACCUGAGAUGGAUGAUCCAUUCUUGAAAUGUGAUGUCCCAACUCGGAAGAAAGCAGUGGACAAAAGGGAAUCGGAUUCUACUGGAGAUUUAGGAAUUGGCGAUGAGUUAGCUGAAGCAUUUGCGGAAUGCUUUGUUUUAAUGAUUAGUGUUGGUUAAUUGGUAAUGGGGAUUCGAAUAAUAUAUUGAUUGUAUUUGGAAUAAGCUGUUCCUUUUUCAUAAGUAGUUUUUCUUCAAAGCUGCCAUUUUUGUUCAUUCGGAACAUUUGAUUGCCUCAGGUCACCUUAAAAAUCUUUUUUUGAUCAGUUCCAAGUGUACUUCCUGACCACUGAAAUACACUUUCUUAAAGCGGUUUGUUUUGCAUUUGAAAUUGCAUCUUGUACAAACUUCUGAACUUCGGAAAUAUUCGCAUUAAAGCUAUUUU